Molecule: messenger RNA, 1097 nt
Organism: Daphnia pulicaria
Lineage: Eukaryota; Metazoa; Arthropoda; Branchiopoda; Diplostraca; Daphniidae
Product: chromobox protein homolog 1-like
Exons: 5
Coding region: 182-805 (207 amino acids)
Biological process (GO): chromatin organization; negative regulation of transcription by RNA polymerase II
Cellular component (GO): pericentric heterochromatin; nucleus
Molecular function (GO): chromatin binding
Source: RefSeq, a predicted model, not a curated record
GCAAAUUUGGCGCCCUUUUCUCGCUCUCCUUUUUUCCCCUAAGAGUCAUGGUUUCCUACUGAACACAUUUCUUGUCGGUUUGUUUCAGACUUUUCAACGUUUUUUAUCACGCGAAUUAAGUUAGAUAAGUCAGCUCUUUUAGAAAUUAGUAUUUGUGAAAAAAAGCUACACCAUUUCCAACAUGGGCCGAAGCACAAAAGGGAAAGAGAAAGAAGUUUUGGAUGAACAAACUCCUGCUACUCCAGCAACAGAAAGUCCUGCUGAAGAGGAAUACUCUGUUGAAAAAGUUAUGGAUAGAAGAGUACGAAAUGGCCGUGUGGAAUAUCUCUUAAAGUGGAAAGGCUACGAUGAUGAUGACAAUACCUGGGAACCUGAGGAAAACCUAGACUGCCCUGCUUUGAUUUCAGAAUUUGAGGAAAAAAGAAAAGAAAAGGAAAAGGAAAAAAAGAAAGAAAUUGACAAAAAAGAGAAAAAGCGAUCACUCCCAAUUGAAGAACGUGACAAAAAAACCACAGAAGAAAAAAGACCAGCAAAGAAGAAGGCUUCGGAGGAAGAAAAUCGUCCAAGAGGGUUUGAACGAGGACUUGACCCCGAAAAGAUUAUCGGCGCCACAGAUUCUAGUGGUGAACUCAUGUUUCUUAUGAAAUGGAAAUCCAGCGAUGAAGCAGAUCUAGUUCCAGCCCGCCAAGCCAACAAGCAAUGUCCACAGGUCGUGAUUCAGUUUUAUGAAGAGCGCCUGACAUGGCAUAGCAAUGCCAACGACAAUGACGACGGUGACGUCAAAGAGAAAGACGCAACCGAAUAAAUAGUUAAAAUCCUCAAAUUUUGAUGUCUUAAAAUGCUAUUAAGCUGGUUUUAACUAAAAUACUGAACCACGCGAAACUUGGUCUUACUUCUCUGUAUCCUCCCGUCACAACAAUCCCUCAUUUUUCGUUCAUUUACUCAUUUUCAUUUGCAUUACGGUCUUCGAGUUUUUUGCACGCUCGGCAUUGUUUUUAAGUUACCAUGAACGCCCCGAGUUAUAUUCCCUGUCUUCAAGUUUUCUUUUCCAAAUGUACGAUCGAAGUAACCAGAAAUACAACGUCAACUUUUUCGUA